CUCUGGACGCUGCGCGGCGCUCCUAGGAGCAGGCGUUCCCGACUCCGGCAAGAGGGUGGCGCCUGGACUCUCGCCCUCAGAGGGAGGCCCGUCCCACGGUCUGUGGCUACGGAUCCCAGGACCCUCUUCGCGGGCGAUUCGCGUAGCCUCAGGUAACUGCAUCCUGCCCAGCAUGACGGCCCCCUGCCCGCCGCCACCUCCAGACCCCCAGUUUGUCCUCCGAGGCACCCAGUCACCGGUGCAUGCGCUGCACUUCUGCGAAGGAGCCCAGGCUCAGGGGCGCCCGCUCCUCUUCUCAGGGUCUCAGAGUGGCCUGGUACACAUCUGGAGCCUGCAGACGCGGAGAGCGGUUACCACCCUGGAUGGCCACGGCGGCCAGUGUGUGACCUGGCUGCAGACGCUGCCCCAGGGGCGCCAGCUCCUCAGUCAGGGCCGGGACCUGAAGCUGUGCCUGUGGGACCUCGCGGAGGGCAGGAGCGCUGUCGUGGACUCCGUGUGCUUGGAGAGUGUGGGCUUCUGCCGGAGCAGCAUCCUGGCCGGGGGCCAGCCACGCUGGACGCUUGCCGUGCCAGGGAGGGGCAGCGACGAGGUUCAGAUUCUGGAGAUGCCCUCCAAGACGUCAGUGUGCGCCCUGAAGCCGAAGGCAGAUGCCAAGCUGGGCAUGCCCAUGUGCCUGCGGCUGUGGCAGGCCGACUGCAGCUCCCGCCCACUCCUUCUGGCCGGCUAUGAGGAUGGAUCGGUGGUCCUGUGGGACGUCUCUGAGCAGAAGGUGUGCAGCCGCAUCGCCUGCCAUGAGGAGCCCGUCAUGGACCUUGACUUUGACUCCCAGAAGGCCAGGGGCAUCUCAGGCUCCGCGGGGAAGGCGCUGGCUGUCUGGAGCCUGGACUGGCAGCAGGCCCUGCAGGUGCGUGGGACUCAUGAACUCACCAAUCCCGGGAUCGCCGAGGUCACGAUCCGGCCAGAUCGCAAGAUCCUGGCCACCGCAGGCUGGGACCACCGCAUCCGCGUGUUCCACUGGCGGACGAUGCAGCCACUGGCCGUGCUGGCCUUCCACAGCGCCGCUGUCCAGUGCGUGGCCUUCACCGCCGAUGGCUUGCUGGCCGCGGGCUCCAAGGAUCAGCGGAUCAGCCUCUGGUCACUCUACCCACGCGCAUGACUCACCCACUCCCUUCCCGGGAGACGAGGAGGGCGGGCAGGGAGGUGGGCAUCAGGCCCCAGCCUUGGCCUGAAACCUCAAGGGCCUCUGAGGACCAGCAAGUCAUGGCCCAAGGACCAUGGAGUCCCCGCUGUCUUCAUGAGGUUGGUAUUUCCUUUUGUGGAGUGCCUCAUCACAGGACGGUGACUCUGGGGGCCAGCCAGAGCCCUGGCCGUCCGAGGCCUGCAGGAGACGUUGGCUUGGGCCUGCUGUGUUGCCAGCUGAGGGUAUUUUAUAAUAAAUUUCCAUUGCCAAGUUGCAGGCUUGAGGUGGGAGCUCCCUGAGGAGGCCCUGGUCCCCCACUUAGCAUCAGUGCCCUCAGACCCCCACCAGGCAGGAUGCUCAGCCCCACCCUCACACCUGCUGUUGAAUGGGCCACCCCGAGUGUGGGUUUCCUGGGCCAGGCCUCAGGAGAUGAUAGGCCCCAACCAUAGCUGCGUCGAUGUCCACAUGACCCCUCACCCCGAGGAGGCCAGGAGCUCCCAACACACAGGUUGAGGCCAGGAUCAGGAUCAGGAAGUAACUGAACUCCCUAAAGAGUGAAGCAGAGAAAGGUGCCUGUGAGGGACGGCAAGGGGGGCUUGCAGCGCACAGGGCCAGGCCAGAUGUGGGAUCCGGGAGGGCACGCCUGCCCGCAGAGGGUGCAGUGGGGAAGGCGCACAGGGUGCACCUCCAGGUGAGUGCUGGGCAGAAGGCACGAGAGCAGCAAGGGAGUGUGACAAGCACCGCCUCACAGUGGCCAAGGCCACAGUCACAGCUGCGGCUGCACACAGGGUGGCCCCCAGGGCACAACACAGCAAGAGCAGGACUUAGCAGCCAGAGCCUCACACUGCAUGCAGCCGGGCCCAGCCUGGCCGGUCGUCUCCUCCUAAAAGCGGGUGUUGAUUGGGAAAGAACCAUGACCCUGAAUAUUGGAGUGGGGCCCAUGGGCAGAUCCAGAGAAGCUGGGACCACACACGCCUGUGUCUGCCCGGAUUGCCGGAAGAGCCCCUCUAGCUGAAGGCCCGGGGUGGCCUCCCUUGAGGCAGUUGCCCUGCAAGGCCCUGCCGAUGCUCCUUGGGACCCCCACCUGGGCUUCUAGUCCUAGAACUAGACUCGAGUCCAGCAGACCCCCAGGAUGAGAUACAGAGGGUGACCCUGAGAGUGGCACCAGCCUCCUGCAGGACCACAUGGCAUUUCCAGGUUUCCAGGCAGAAAUCUGAACAUGUGUGGGACGGAUCGGAAGGGUGUGGGAUCCAGGUGGCCGGAGCAGGGGUGGAUCAGGGGAGUUCCCGGAACAGACCUGCCAAACGGAGGGCUGGACUGGGCGCUGCAGCUUGGGGCCAGGAAGGCUCCAGUGCCGGGCUGGGGGUGGGGGCUGGAUUACAGCCUGAGGGUGGCUGCACUGAGUGAAGUGGACAUGGCCAGCCGCCGUGGGGUACAGCCGAGGAGGGCUUCCAAGGCCUGGGGAUGGGGGUGUUGGAUUUGUCAGUGAGACCUGUGCACCCACUGCAGGGGGUCCCAAGGCCGUGCCUCCCCAACCCCACUGUGAGGAACAUGGUUGCUGGGGGGCCCGGAGUCCUUGAGGAGUCCUGUGACCACACUUCUCUGUUGGUCAGAGGUACCAUGGGGACCGUUCCAUCAAACGGGAAUGUCAGUGCUGGCCGGGAAAGCGGCCCCUGGCCCAAGCUUGGAGACCACCUGGCUCGGGUACUGGCCUGGCUCCGUUGGACAAGGGUGGCCACCAGGUGCCCAGGACCUUUGGAGAGGGGGGCCCUGCUGCUUUUCCUCGAGUGUCCUAUAGCCGCCAGGAUGCGUAGGGCACUCCGGGAGGUAUUUUCAUAUCACUGAGGUGUCAGGGAGGGGAAGGGUCCUGGGUUUAGGCUGCAGUGACUGCAGGUGCUGAGGGAGCUGUGCCCUGGGUGCUCAUCACAGGCUGUCACAGUGAGGGAAGGUGUCAGGUUCUGACAUCCCCAUGACAGCGGCAGGGUAGGUGGAGUGGGAAUUGGCUUUGCAGUUUCCCUGCAUGCCCUUGACAGCCUUGCCAAAGGCACAUCUGCCCCGCCUCAGCUCCCACCCUGAGGGUUCUGGGCCUCUACCCCUUCCCCUGUUUAUGUCCCUGUCAUCUUUGGCAUCAUCACUGUAGUUACAAAACUCCCUACGUCCCACAGCCACGAGGUGGGUAUCCCACAUGAGGGCCCAGGUGUGCAUGCCAGCAUGAGGUUGGCGAGUGGCACUGCCUGCUGAUGUCUUACAUAGAGGCCAUGAAGAGCUGUGGGCAGGGUGUACAGACCCUGAGUUGGCCCCUGGCCCUCGUGCUUUCAGUCAAAGGCACAAGCAGGGUGGAUGGCAGGCGGCUGCCCCCUAGCCUGGCCUUGAGCUCCCUGCCCCAGGCCAUGUGGCGUUGAGCAGUGUCCAGGCACAUCUUGUUCUGAAUCUCAGUGUGCAGGGAUGGAGUCGGGACAGCGUGAGUCCUGCAUGCCUAACACAGCCCUCACCCCUCCAGUGCACAACGGGGCCACGUGCCCGCAUCUGGGUGGCUAGGCAGAUAGGGCCCCCCUUGCCAGGCAGAUCCAGCUUCUGAGGCCUUAUAGACGUCCUGUGGAGGGCAGGCCCAGGACUUUCAUUCACCUGGCUGAGCUGCCUGGGAGAGCAGCAGAACCGGUGCUGGGGUCCAAGCCGGCCAAGAGCAGUGCAGCCCUCCUGGUCCUGUUCCUCUCUUGAGCUGCUCCGUGGUGUCCACAGCAGAGCCAUGUGGCUCUGGACAGGUCGGCCUUUGUGUCAACAGAACCUGGGUCGUGAUGAAUCACCAUGCGUCUGACCAGCCUUGAAACCCCCACAACAGAAGAAGAAACGGUCUCAGCUCCAGACAUCCAGCUUGGAAAAGAUGCACCUGAACAUUGGCAUUCUCUUCCUAGCAAACAGCCACUUCCUGUAGGCUGGCAGGAACGCCAACAGAGCCAGCAGUGAAGGCAUUAAGUGGGGAGGAGGGGUGGCCCGGAGGCAGCACGCGAAGGUCAGCAUGCAGCUCCUGGGAUGAACCUGAGAGGCGACUCCUGGCAGCAUGGCUGGUCGCUGCCAUCACGCCCCUGGCCAACCCACCAACUGGGAGAGGCAGCCCUUCCACAUCUUCCUCCAUAAUGCUCUUGGGUAGCAGUGAGGCCUCUCAAGCCAGAGAGAACUUGGUGUUUGGAAACAACGGCGGACAUUUCUUGCCAUUUUCAGUGCCAACUCAGGUAGGUGUGUUCUACCAUCCUGUGUUUUUGGGGUGUUUUUUUUUUUGAGUCAGAGUCUCACUCUGUCCCCCAGGCUGGAGUGCAAUGGAGCAGUCUCGGCUCACUGCAACCUCUGAUUCCCAGGUUCAAGCGAUUCUCCUGCCUCAGCCUCCCGAGAAGCUCAGGACCACCCACAUAGGUGCAGGCCAUCAUGCCCAGCUAAUUUUUUAUUUUUUUUUAUAGAGAAGGAGUCUCGCUAUGUUGCCCAGGCUGGUUUCGAACUCCUGGGCUCAAGCGAUCGAUCCUCCCGCCUCUAGCCUCCCAAAGCACUAGAAUUAUAGGCCUGAGCCACUGCGCCCGGCCCACCAUCCUGUUCUUAUUGGAAGAAUUUCCAUGUGUCGAGGCACGGGCACAACGUAGCUGGUCCUCUGCUCAGGGCCCCACAAGGCUGCGUCAGGGUGGCAGCGCGGCUGGGGGCUUUUUCUGUUCAAAUCCAGAUUCUCGUGGCUGUGAGCCCCAGCCCUGGGCACUGUCCGCCUGGUGGUGUCUUCACAGCCAGCAGGGGUGGCCUUGGGGUGUUCUGUGGAGUAACUUUCACGGCCCAGAGUGGGAUCCUGAGUGGCUGGAGCCGUAUGCUCCAGCAUCCCCAGCCGCUGCCUCCGGUGCAGGUGGAGUGGGCCCCUCUGAUUACCAGGAGCUGUCAGAGGGGCAGCAGGUCCCACUCCACUGGCCGGUGGGCAGCUGUGUGCAGGGACGCGGGUCCUGGCACGUCUGCCUGGUGAGGCCCUGCCUCCAGUGCCAAGGGGCCUCCCCUCUCGACGGUGGGCGCCACCAUGUGCUGACCUCUGUGCAGCCCCACUUUACAAGGUAGGUUCGGCCAGCACCCCAUCCGCGGGCGGGCAGCACUCACCCAGCGUUGCGCCGCCAACAGGGUCCCUCUUAGACAAGCAGCUGUGCCUAGAGCCUUUUCCUUCCUCCCUGCGUGUUACCUGCAGGCCAACAGACGGCCCUGGGUCUGGGACCAGGAGAACCUGCCUCCGCCUCUGGCAGUGGGUGUCCCUGCAGGCAGAUUGGGCUUGGCACGUAGACACCGAGGGGUCAGCCGAUGCCGGGAGAUGAUCCCGGGAAGGGCUCCGGAGCACAGCCCAGGACCCGCCGCCGCUGCUGGGCGCUCCAUGUUGACGUGCUGUGCGUGUCUCCACUCCCCAGGCAAUGAUGUUCAAUCAGGUGUUUCCCACCUGUGUCUCUGCCAAGAAGCCACAGAACACCCUCUGCACAAAAGGAGUGUUUGCACAAAGAAAAACAACCCUCCGGGGGUUCUUUAGAAAUGCUUAUACUCAAUUAGCUAGAACUUCAUGUGAAAUCCCAGCGUGGAAGACAACAAGCCGGCACCGGUGAAAACUUUGCUGUGCACCUGCCCUCUACCAAGCUGCCAGCCCCACCAGCCCUGUGGUCCUAGGUGGGCACAGCUGCUGCACGGUCCCCCAGGCCUGCCUCUCCUCGGGGUCUCAACCUUCAUACCAGAUUUGCCAGCAUCCCCAUUCCCGCCUUGUGGGUGGAGAGUCCUUGAGACCCUCUGUCACUCUGUCAGCUUCCCCAGGUCAGCGAGCUGUGGCUUGGCUCCCACGCAUCAGCUUUUAUGGGAGGCCCAUUAGGAGCUGGGCAGGAGGGACAGAGGGGAGGCCAGGCAGCCACUGCUGAGUGGGACGGGUAGCCCAGCCCAUGAGGCUGGCCAGCCCUACAGGGGAGGUCCCACAGCACUGGCCGGGAAGUCCACAUAGGAAAGCAUCAGUUGAGGGAUGAAGCCACGGACGAUGGGGACAACGGCCACAGGGUGUGCUAAGCUGAGGAAAUUAGUAGGAGGUGCUCAUAAGCUGUUUUGUUUUUUGGUUUGUUUGUUUGUUUUUUCUUUUAAGAGACCAGGGACAGUGGGGGUCUCACUCUGUCACCCAGGCUGGAGUGCAGUGGCAUGAUCAUAGCUUACUGCAGCCUCCAACUAAUAGGCUCAAGUGAUCCUCCUGCCUCAGCCUCCCGAGUAACUCAUGGCCUUUAAGUGAACUGCUUCCACCAUCCAGCUGUGCAGGUGGCCUGGGAACAGCAGCACAUCUGUCCCCUGCCACCUCUUGCAUGCACACUUGACCUCCUGACUUGGGCUCUGAAACCUGUAAAAUGUGGGGUGUAGAGAAAUCGAGUCAUUUGGCCUCAUCCUGGUGCCAUUAUCUCUUGCUACAUUAAUAAACCACCUCAAACAGA
This is a messenger RNA of Homo sapiens (human), 6642 nucleotides long. RefSeq names its product G protein subunit beta 1 like (gene GNB1L). Gene Ontology annotation, cellular component: cytoplasm; nucleus. The record is from RefSeq and is marked validated. NCBI's taxonomy places the organism in Eukaryota, Metazoa, Chordata, Mammalia, Primates, Hominidae. The transcript is spliced from 8 exons. The coding region runs from base 173 to 1156 and encodes 327 amino acids.